Messenger RNA from Vigna angularis (adzuki bean), 1831 nucleotides. Its product is annotated as glucan endo-1,3-beta-glucosidase 2. The coding region runs from base 127 to 1623 and encodes 498 amino acids. Gene Ontology annotation, cellular component: plasma membrane. The record is from RefSeq and is a predicted model, not a curated record. Gene Ontology annotation, biological process: carbohydrate metabolic process. Gene Ontology annotation, molecular function: hydrolase activity, hydrolyzing O-glycosyl compounds. Lineage: Eukaryota; Viridiplantae; Streptophyta; Magnoliopsida; Fabales; Fabaceae. The transcript has 4 exons.
UCCUUGUGGUUUUCACUUCCUUCUGCUCUCUAUUCAUACACUUUCUCUCUUUCUUUCUCUCUCACUCUCUCUCUCUCAUUCAUUAUUGAGACUUCUUUCCAGAUUUCUCAGAGCCAUUGAAUCUAUAUGGCUGUGCAUUUUCUUCUUCUGCUUUUUGCAGUGUCUCUUGUUGCGGCUGACGACGAUGCAUUUAUUGGAGUGAACAUUGGAACAGAUCUCUCUGAUAUGCCACAUCCUACUCAAGUAGUAGCUCUACUUAAAGCCCAGCAAAUCCGGCAUGUUCGAUUGUAUGAUGCAGACCAAGCUAUGCUCCUUGCACUUGCAAAGACAGGCAUUCAAGUUGUUGUGACUGUUCCUAAUGAAGAACUCCUUGCAAUUGGUCAAUCGAAUUCCACAGCCGCCAACUGGGUUUCCCGCAAUGUGGUAGCACAUUAUCCAGCCACCAAUAUCACAGCGAUUUGUGUUGGUUCUGAUGUUUUAACUUCCCUCCCAAAUGCGGCAAAAGUUCUUGUCAGCGCCAUUAAGUACAUUCAUUCAGCUCUUGUUGCAUCCAAUCUUGAUCGCCAAGUUAAAGUUUCCACACCCCUUUCAUCUUCCAUCAUCCUUGAUUCAUUUCCACCUUCCCAGGCUUUCUUCAACCGUUCACUGAAUCCAGUUUUAGUCCCUCUACUUGAUUUCUUGCAAUCCACUGGAUCUUAUCUAAUGCUGAACAUUUACCCUUACUAUGACUACAUGCAAUCAAAUGGAGUGAUUCCAUUAGACUAUGCACUCUUCAAAACUCUCCCUCCCAACAAAGAGGCUGUGGAUUCAAAUACCCUACUUCACUACACCAAUGUCUUUGAUGCCAUGGUUGAUGCUGCAUACUUUGCUAUGGCUUUUCUGAACUACACCAACAUUCCUGUAGUAGUGACCGAGUCAGGGUGGCCCUCGAAAGGUGGCUCCAACGAGCCUGAUGCAACCAUAGACAAUGCCAACACUUACAACAGCAAUCUGAUCAAGCAUGUGUUUAACAAAACCGGAACUCCCAAACAUCCUGGAAUUGCAGUCAGUACUUACAUCUAUGAGCUCUACAACGAGGACACGAAGCCAGGGCCAUUAUCUGAGAAGAACUGGGGACUAUUUGAUUCAAAUGGAGCACCUGUUUACAUUCUUCGCUUGACAGAAUCAGGGGCACUCCUUGCAAAUGAUACCAGCAAUCAAACUUUCUGCAUUGCCAAGGAUGGUGCUGACCCGAAGAUGCUGCAGGCUGCAUUAGAUUGGGCAUGUGGACCAGGGAAGGUUGAAUGCUCUCCAUUGCUGCAAGGGCAACCAUGCUAUGAACCAGACAAUGUGAUUGCUCAUGCAAAUUAUGCUUUUGACACUUACUAUCAUAAGAUGGGAAAAACUCCCGAUGCCUGUGACUUUAAUGGUGUAGCUACCAUCUCCACCUCAGAUCCAAGUCAUGGUUCUUGUUUAUUUCCUGGAAGUCUUGGCAAAAAUGGCACCUUAGGUAACUUCACAGCUCCAUCCAUGAAUUCUACAAAUUCAGAUUCCUCAGCAUACAACCUUGCCAACUAUGACUUGAGAAUUAGAAGUCUUCUAAUGGCAACAGGAUUUCUAAUAUGGGGAGCUGUUUUGCUAUGAAGUGGUAUAUGUCAGAACAAGCAUUACUUGAAAAUUUUUGUUAGGUGAUAAUGCUACAUAUUCGACUUGGUAGCAUCAUUGUGUUGUUCAUAGUGGUCCAUUCAAUUUUGUACAAAAACCAGCUAAGGGUUUGGACUGAAUGAGGCUGCACUGAAUCUCAUCAUCUUUAUUAUUCUUUUCAGCUAGAAUUGAUUCAAUCUUUAAUCAA